Mesorhabditis belari is the source of this 405-nucleotide messenger RNA. Lineage: Eukaryota; Metazoa; Nematoda; Chromadorea; Rhabditida; Rhabditidae. The record is from the annotation of a GenBank genome assembly.
AUGAUGGCGGUUGAGGACUCAGAAUUCCCACAAUUUCCCAAGAAUUUCAACGCGAUCACCGUAAAACCCGAGAAGAUUACGGUCAAUGGAGGCGAAUGGAAAGCUGAGGUGAUCAUCGAGAAUCAAGGGCCCAAUCCAAUACUCUUCAAGGUGAAAGUGACAAACAAUAAACGGUGUCGUGUCAACAAUUGUGCCGACGUGAUCAUGCAGAAUAAGACGGUUACGGUGUCACUACAAGGAACCGGAGUCGAACCAAAAGAUGAGGAUCGAUUGAUCAUCAUCUACACACAAUACACCACUCCCACAAUUGUCGUCCCGAAUGCUUUCCUUGCUUGGCAGCGUGCAAAAACUCGUGACGUCAUUUCGAAAUCCAUGACGAUUCCGUUUGAAAAAGAAGUGAAAUGU